Messenger RNA from Prorocentrum cordatum, 642 nucleotides. The record is from the annotation of a GenBank genome assembly. Lineage: Eukaryota; Dinophyceae; Prorocentrales; Prorocentraceae.
AUGGACUGCUCCCUCUUGAUCAACCCGUACUACGGGAAGACCUCCACGCGAGGUAUCGUGAUGCAUUUGGAGGAUAGCUUGAAGUAUGGCCCGGCCAUUAUCUACAACGUCCCUGGCAGAACCGGUCAAGACAUCAAGCCAGAGAUCAUCAUGCAGAUCGCGGGCCACGACCAUUUCUGCGGCGUCAAGGAGUGCAUGGGCCCUGAGAGGAUCAGGGAGCUUGCCGACCAGGGCGUGGCCUGCUGGUCUGGCAACGACGACCAGUGCCACAUGUCGCGGCGAGACUACGGGGCAGUUGGGGUCAUUUCGUUGACGUCGAACGUCGUCCCUGGCAUCAUGCGUGAGAUGAUGUACUCGGCCGACCGCGCCGCCGCUGACGCGCUGGACGCGAAGAUCCAGCCGCUGUACAAGUGGUUGUUCACCGAGCCGAACCCCAUAGGAGUCAACACCAUGCUUAUGAUGCUUGGGGCUUCGCAGCCCGUCUUCCGCUUGCCGUACACCCACACCUCCAAGGAGAUGCGCCGAGAGGCAGUGAAGCUGAUCCAGGCCGUAGGACAGCAGCACAUGCCGCUCCUCGGAGAGGUCAGGGUGUUGGAGGACGAGGAGUUUAAGCAUGUGCUCAACGGCGACGUGGCUGCCUAG